AUGGCGAUGACAACAUCCUGCGGGUAUGAACCGAUGCGAAGCGGUACAACUAUUCUAUGUUAUAUAAAUCGAGAUGGUCUUCCAUUGUCAGAUCGAUGUACUGAACGAAUGUGGUCUUUUUGUAUGGAACAAUAUGCUAAGAAUGUGACAGAUAUUGAAAUUUUACGCAACCAAAUUGAUAAUUAUCCACCGGUGACGCAUCCUGAUCCACCGUAUCAUAUAGCGACUAGUACGCGAUUGACAGUAGCAGAAAAACUACAGCAAAUACAAAAUUAUAUACAACGUCUCGAAUACAAUUAUACGGGAAUGCAAUUUUUUUAUGUAAAUCCUAAUCGUUCGAUUUACGGACUCAUGGAUAAAGCUAGAUAUAUAAUGACAGAAUCUUUACCAAUAAAAUGUUUUGAAGCAUUUUUAAUUGGACUCUAUUUAACAACCGGUAUUGUUGGUCUCGAUCGUUUUAAUAUAUCAUUUAAAACACGUUUUAAUUCGGUAGUCUAUCGUCAUGUUAUUCUCGGUGUCAAAUUCGGUCAAAUAUACGGUGCAGUAGGUAUCAGUCGUCGUAGUGACCUUGCAUAUAAGCCAUUAAAUGGAAGUUAUGAUUCGUUAUCGAAACUUAUUGAUGAUUUUAUUGGUGCCUAUCGAAAUUACGGUCAUACGGUAUUACGUGUAAAAAUUGGUUUACCUAUUGUUCAUGAUCUUAAAUCAUUCGUAACAAUUAAUUGGAAAGCACUGUCAAUUCUACCAAGUAAAACUAGUAAAAGCGAUUACGAUCGUGAACUUGAUAAAAUUACUCGCACGUGGAGGCAACUCGAUAUGCAUAUGAACUAUCGAUCUGUUGUACCAUUAGCAUCAUUAGUAAAGCCCGCCUGUACAUUGAUUACAUCACCAUCAGUACCAACUCGUUUACAAUCCGUCUCAAUUCGACAAAAUCGUGGAGCAUCAUUGAAUUGUCGUCAAUCGGCACUUUCGAAAACACCAACAACAAUCAUACACGAGGAGAACUCAACUGAUAAAGAUCAAGCUGUUUCUUAUGCUAUUCGUGUUUAA
This is a messenger RNA of Rotaria socialis, 1047 nucleotides long. NCBI's taxonomy places the organism in Eukaryota, Metazoa, Rotifera, Eurotatoria, Philodinida, Philodinidae. The record is from the annotation of a GenBank genome assembly.